Messenger RNA from Mus musculus (house mouse), 5987 nucleotides. RefSeq names its product nuclear receptor subfamily 2, group E, member 1 (gene Nr2e1). NCBI's taxonomy places the organism in Eukaryota, Metazoa, Chordata, Mammalia, Rodentia, Muridae. The transcript has 11 exons. The coding region runs from base 3441 to 4586 and encodes 381 amino acids. Gene Ontology annotation, biological process: regulation of DNA-templated transcription; intracellular receptor signaling pathway; positive regulation of transcription by RNA polymerase II. The record is from RefSeq and is a predicted model, not a curated record. Gene Ontology annotation, molecular function: sequence-specific double-stranded DNA binding; sequence-specific DNA binding; DNA-binding transcription factor activity, RNA polymerase II-specific. Gene Ontology annotation, cellular component: nucleoplasm; nucleus.
CGCACAUGGCUGACGUCAGACCCCGCCAGGAGUUGGGGGAAAAGCUAAGUGGGCCAGGGACGCCCUAUUCCCCUCCCCGCGGCUGCCUGUCAGAGCGCUACUGGAGAUAUUACCAGAGACCCGGCCCGCAGCGACAGGCACAAAGUCACAGGGUAAUGAACUUCGGGGACCCUUCGCCGCUGCGUGCGCGGCUGUCCCCGGAAACUCGGAUCUGGCCACCUCUCCCCUUGGAAGAUCUCCCAGCAAUCUAGUUUCCCCUCUCGGCGCCGGGGCUCCGGCAGCGAGGAGCUUAAUCUGCCUCUGAGACUGCGGCUGUGAUUUUCGCCUUUCCACAGAAGAUCUGCAGUCUGCAGAGAGCUGCCCACUCUGCACGCCUGUGUGGAGGGAGAGAUUGGAAGCAGUACCAAGCAUGGGGAACGAGGGGAAGUUCGCCUUCGUUGCUCCGUAGGAAGACCAUUUCCGUGUCUCCAUCUCUGUCCUUCCAUAUUCCCCUCGCGCUGUCCUCCCUCUUCAGCCUGCCUGUCCAUCUCUCCAUCUGUCUGUUCAAGACUGUGUCCACAUCAAGCCGCAUCCCCAGCAGCUGCAGUUUUGCUAGAGCCGGGAAAGAAACUUAAGGAUGCUUACAUUUCCACUGUGGAACGAAUUCUGAGCGCCGGGGAGAGCAGGGCAGCGCACAACCAAUAGCCACCUGUCUGUCCCGCCCGGGAGCCUCGCAGGCUGGAGGGCGGCUGGAGAGCGGCGGCGGCCGGCGGCGACGUGGGCGCCGUGGGUCGGGAAUCCGGCAGUGCCCACCAACCGCUGCGCCCCGGGACCGCCAGCAUGAGCAAGCCCGCCGGAUCAACAACUUCCUCUCCCAUAGACCGCACUGCUGCAACUGAUCUCUGUUGACCUCCAAAGACAGGCAGAAGUGCAGGGCAGCUGGGCGUGUGCGAGCACAGAAUCUGCAGACCCUCGGAGUGCGUAGGCCUGAGCCGGCGUGGUGGGCGCCUACGCGGUACAACGGUCUCCCCGGGGCUUUCCAGUUCCCGCCUUCCACAGGCCGGAGGCUGGGAGUUCUAGGGUCUGUGUAUAGUGCGCACACCCUGAAACUCGCUAGCCACCGGUGUAGUCCCCCCCCCCCCCCAUAACAUUUUUGGCGCUCUCUGUGAGUUCCUUCCCGCCCCCUCCCCCUUCACUCGCCCUCAUUGUCCAGGGUCUUUGAAAGUUGGAAGAGUCUUGGUUACUUCUGGGGACUGAUAAUGAAGUCUCACUUAGGAUGGAUGCAGUUCCCGCCUCCACCUCUCGCCCCCGUAAGAAGUGGCUUGUGUUUUCAUUUUGUGCGCUUGUUUUGAUUUGGGUGCUGAGUUUAAAAACUAGAGUAAAGUGAACGUCAAAAAAAAAAAAACGAAGGAAGGAAGGAAGGAAGGAAGGAAGGAAGAAAGAAAGAAAGAAAGAAAGAAAGAAAGAAAGAAAGAAAGAAAGAAAGAAAGAAAGAAAGAAAGAAAGAAAGGGAAAACGGUCAGAGAUAGGGCCCAGGGAAGGAAACUUCACCACAGCUUCAGUGCACAACUGACACUUGGGCAGGACCACGGCUUCCAUUAGCCUUGGCCUAUCCUUGCCCUGGCUGUUCUGAGCUCUGGAAAGUAGUGCAGGCUCAGAAAUAAUAAUAAUAAUAAUAAUAAUAAUAAUAAUAAUAAUAAUAAUAAUAAUAAUUCUGGGUGAGUAUCUUUCCCAAGAGAAACAGGAGACCCUUCCUGCUGCAUUACAAACCUGCAUGCCAGGCAACACCGAGGUUGAAGGGCCUGGGAGGCCUCCCUGGCACGUUCACCCUGGAACAGCCAAACCUGUCUCUUGAGAUUUGAAGCUCGAAGCUUCCAUGGAACUUGAAAAGUGGGUCCUCGGAGAAGAGGGAAGGGGUGGGUGCGAAGCUAGGCGUUCAGCUCAGCACCCCAGCCCUGUGAACAAGACAGAUGCUGGCUGGCAGACUCUGGACUUGGGAGUCAGGGUGGGCACAUGACGUGAGAAGGCAAUUUCUGGGGAAAGUUGAGUUUUCUAGCUUAUCAAGCCUUGGAGAUUGCCCUUGAAGGCCUGGAGACUCCAGUCAGUGCCCGAUGGCUUUGAAAAUUUUGCUCUCUGGGUGAGGGAGCAGACCCUGCAAAAAGUGCCGCUUCAUCCAGGUUUUCAGACCCAGGCUGUGGCCAGCGGAAAUUCUGUGGCCCUGCGGUCCAGGCAGUGAGGGGGCUCUGAGAGCAGUGGGGCCAGUCUCGAGGCAGGGAGGGCUUCAUCUUACUUGGCUGGCUGGAGAACAGAGCCUUGUUACCCGGAUUCCCGCCUGGGUGGUACCAAGACCCUGACCAGUCACCCUUGCAGCCCAGACUAACUUCUUUCAACAGCCUCUGAUGGUAAUUACAGUAAUCGAAGCUGCCAUAUAUCUUUAGGCAAUUAUGACCCACAAAAAGCCCUGAGGGGACCCCCUGGGGAGGGAAGUUAAGAACCGUUUUCCAGCCUCAGGAAACUCGCUCGACUCACAUCUGAGUUCGCUCGGCUUGCUAAAAGAGAAGAGCUACGCCGCAGUCAACCAGCUUGUCUGUGACCCCAAGUCACCUUAACGUGGCUGGUUGGUGGAGUCGGAGGCGUCGACCCUCUAUGCCCUGGAAUUUUCGCUUCCCUCCCUUCUGUGCCCCGCCCCAACCCAGCUCUCUCUCUGGCUCUCCUUUGCUUGGAUGGGGAAGUCAGCCCUUAAGGCCGAGCAGCAAGCCCAAGUGGUGACAAUCCGGCAUCCUGACCAAUGAGCCAGAAAAGGGUCAUCCACCUUGAGCUCGUCUUCUCCAGAAAUUAGUGACCGUAGGCUCCAAUCUGGAUGGGAAGCCUGGGGAGUGCUGUGCAGCAGAGCUGGUGGCCGCGCAGUCCAGGCGCGACCGUGAGUUGUUUGGGGAGUAGUGACAGGCCCCAGGGGGUGAAGGACAAGAACUACACUUGAUUCACCCCAGCCCCUCCCUUCCCCAACACAAUCUCCGCUCUUGCCCUGCGGGAGAGGGGGCGCCGAGGCGGUGGCCGCAACGCCGAACGCCUCCCCCGCCAGCCUUUGUCGCCGUCCGAAUUCCCAUGCUACUCUUUUUGACGGGUCACUGGUGGCUCUAUAGGCAGGUGCUGCGGCGGGGUUGUAAUUACCCGGGCUGAGCCGGGUCCUUACCGACCUCCCCUUGCCGGGCCCCCCGCACUCCCCCCUCCACCUGAGGAAGAGGAGGCCAGAGCCCGGAGUGCAAGCCACCUCAGGCGCCUCGGGGUUCCCUCGCCUCGGGGCCUCCGCAGACAGCGCCCUCACCUCCCCAGCUCCGUUGGCUCAGCUUCCCACUGCUGCCUCUCCCGCCCCCAAUCUGGGUGCUCCCGGAGCUGCUGUGGGGUUCCCACGAGGCCGGAGAUAGCCUGGUCCGGAGUUGGAAUGCCUUUGACCCGGAGUGAUGGGAAAAUCAGGCCGCAUUUUAGAUAUCCCUUGCAAAGUGUGUGGUGACCGCAGCUCCGGGAAGCACUACGGGGUCUACGCUUGCGACGGCUGCUCCGGAUUCUUCAAGAGGAGCAUUCGAAGGAAUAGGACCUAUGUCUGCAAGUCUGGAAACCAGGGAGGAUGCCCCGUAGACAAGACACACAGAAACCAAUGCAGGGCGUGUCGACUGAAGAAGUGUUUGGAAGUCAACAUGAACAAAGAUGCCGUGCAGCACGAGCGGGGUCCUCGGACGUCCACCAUCCGCAAACAGGUGGCUCUCUACUUCCGUGGACACAAGGAAGACAAUGGGGCCGCUGCGCACUUCCCCUCCACGGCGCUGCCAGCCCCUGCUUUCUUCACAGCGGUCACGCAGCUGGAGCCGCACGGUCUGGAGUUGGCCGCUGUGUCUGCCACUCCUGAACGGCAGACUCUCGUGAGCCUGGCUCAGCCCACGCCCAAGUAUCCCCAUGAAGUGAAUGGGACCCCAAUGUAUCUCUACGAAGUGGCCACUGAGUCCGUGUGUGAAUCAGCUGCCAGGCUUCUCUUUAUGAGCAUCAAGUGGGCAAAGAGUGUGCCAGCCUUUUCCACUUUGUCUUUACAAGAUCAGCUGAUGCUUUUGGAAGACGCGUGGAGAGAACUGUUUGUUCUAGGAAUAGCACAAUGGGCCAUUCCGGUUGAUGCUAACACUCUACUGGCUGUAUCUGGCAUGAAUACUGACAACACAGACUCCCAGAAGCUGAACAAGAUCAUAUCUGAAAUACAGGCUUUGCAAGAGGUGGUGGCUCGGUUCAGACAGCUCCGAUUAGACGCCACUGAAUUUGCCUGUCUGAAAUGUAUUGUCACUUUCAAAGCUGUUCCUACACACAGUGGUUCUGAACUGAGAAGUUUCCGGAAUGCUGCCGCCAUUGCCGCUCUCCAAGAUGAGGCUCAGCUAACUCUCAACAGCUACAUUCAUACCAGAUACCCCACCCAACCCUGCCGAUUCGGGAAACUCCUGUUGCUUUUACCAGCUUUACGGUCAAUUAGCCCAUCUACCAUAGAAGAAGUGUUUUUCAAAAAAACCAUCGGCAAUGUGCCGAUUACAAGACUACUUUCAGAUAUGUACAAAUCCAGUGACAUCUAAGGGCUCCAGUACCCACUUUUCCAAGAUGGGGCAGUAUUAGAUGGACAUCUACAUGCAGGUCAAGCCUCAAAAAAAAAGACUUUCUGGAAGGAAAAACUUGGGAGGGAGUGGCCUUCAGGAAAAAAAAAAUGCCAACGGACUCAAAACAACAGCUAUGACCUGCUGUCCCCCUGAAACAGGACAGCUGGAAAGGCCAGGUGGUUACAACAGUUACUGUCGCCAUGCCCUGGGAUGGGGUGAACUGGGCUCACCAGCACAGGCUGAGCCAGGUUCUGCCUCUGACCUGGAAGAUCCCGCUGAAUCAUUCAAAGCUGAAAGACAAGCCAUGCUUUCUUCUCCUUCGUAGCACAUAAAGUCAGUUGAUCAACAGUAGCUUUUUAUGUGACACCAUCAUAUACUGCAGCCUUCAGAACUCGAUUGGGUUGGAACAUUUACUUAAAAAAUAAUGCUUAGGUUUUAAAUCAAAAGUAUUAUCAAACAUUUUCCUUCUAUCAUAAUACUUCAUUAAGUGGCCUUCAGAACCAAGCGAGUAAGCGAAACGUAGCUUAUGCUGUGUGAUUUCCUUUCCCUCCUCCUCCUCCUCCCCUUUCUGUUUUUUUUUUCUUUUCUUUUUUUCUCUCUUCUCUUCUCUUCUCUUCUCUCUUCUCUCUUCUCUCUUCUCUCUUCUCUCUUCUCUCUUCUCUCUUCUCUCUUUCUUCUCUCUUCUCUCUUCUCUCUUCUCAUACCGUAGGUCAGGCAACCUCGUUAAAGGAACUGAGGACAAUGGCACUUCUCCGCAAGACUUCAGGGUGAGCGCAGCGGUGGUGAGACACAACAGCUCUACUGAGAACCUCCGUCCAAGGAGGAGGAGUCCAGACAGCAAAACCAAAUGACGUGGAACCAGGUGAUUGGGUGAGGUGGUCGCUGUCCCGUCAUCAAAGUGCUGAAACCAAAGGCCAUAGGGUCAGCGAGUCACACCAGACAGUGAACAGGGAGGGACACAAGCCAGAAAGAACUUCAAGGAGAUGCGUGCUAAACAGAUUCCUGAACGUUCCAUUGCUAACAGCCUGAGACUCUUGGAUGCCUUUCAGAAAACUCUGGUUUCUAAUAAAGCCUCAAAUGCAUACAUACACCUCCCCCCACCCUGUACCCCCCACCCCCACACACCAUCCUAUACUCUCAAGCUGCUCCUUGGGUAUGAAUCUAUACUUAUGGAAAUAUAGAAACAAACAGUUUUAAAUAGCUGCUGUACUUUUCACGUUUUGAUUUAUUAGGUACUAGCCCGAGGGGGGAAAUUCAGCACUGGCUUAGCAUAGGAUGAGUCAAACUUCUCUUGUACAAAGUGAAUUAACUGAUUUGUGAAGUUAAAAGGUUGUACUCAUUGUAUUUACAAAGAAUAAAAAUAUAUUGAAUUUAAAUAAA